CGUGCUUAUCGUGCUUAGCGGCACGCAAUAACACCUUCGCGAAGGAAAAAAAAUAAGAGAUUAUUUCGUAUAUGUAGGCUCGCGUACCUAUAAAAUCACGUCGCGACGCUCGCCUAUACAUACAUUAUAUUUUUUAUAACACAAGCUCAAUGGCGGGGGCUGCAGAAGAUCAUCCACGUUGACUAUUUUUCGCCGUCUCUCUCUUUCUCGAGCGCGUGCGUUACCUGAUGUACAAGCUGUACAAGGUGGAUUGGACACGCCGCGAUAUCUUGCUGCAUGGCAUAUUGACAUUGCGGUUAUAAUAGUGGCAGACUAGAGCCGGGCCGCGCGUACGAUCACCUGUGCAGUGUCAAGGCGAUUCGACGACGGUGAAUCUCGUCUCUCGAUGAAACGAUGAUCUGCUAGCGGGAACACUUUUAGCAGAAGGGAAGAUCAUUUGUAUCUGCAUGUUAGAGCUCUAGCAUUUCGGAUCAAGAUGAGGAUUGUUCAGCUCAGAAGGAACCGUAUGGUUCAACUGCUGAUGGGCUUGGCAGCUUUGUCUUUAAUUAUUUACUUUUUGUAUACCAUACCCAAAGGUAAAGUCAACAUGAAGCACCUGAAUAAGUACUUCGCAGAUAGUUUCAAAAUGCAAAAGGUUGAACCUCCAGAAUUUGUUAGUGGUAUGGGAAAUUUUGAACCUAAAGUUGAAGAAAAAACUGGACCAGGUGAAGGAGGCAAACCUCAUGUACUUAGAGACGAUCAACAAAAUGAUGUCCAAGAGUCUGAGCAAGCUUACGGUAUGAACAUGGUCUGUUCUGAUGAAAUAUCACUGGACCGUACAAUACCUGAUACGCGCCCUGAUGAAUGCAAACAUUGGAAGUACACUGAAAACUUACCCAAGACAAGUGUCAUUAUAGUGUUUCAUAAUGAGGGUUGGUCAGUUCUUAUGAGAACAGUUCAUAGUGUUAUAAACAGAACACCCCCACAAUACCUCGAAGAAGUUCUGCUUGUAGAUGAUUUCUCUGAUAAAGAAAAUUUAAAAGGAGAACUAGAAAAUUACAUAGAAAGAUGGGACGGUAAAGUUAGACUAAUAAGAAAUACUGAAAGAGAAGGUUUAAUUAGAACCAGAUCUCGUGGUGCUAGAGAGGCUACAGGUGAAGUAAUUGUAUUUUUAGAUGCACAUUGCGAAGUGAAUGUAAACUGGCUUCCUCCAUUACUUUCUCCAAUAGCUGAAAAUAGUAAUGUUAUGACAGUUCCUGUAAUUGAUGGUAUAGACCAUAAAACUUUUGAAUAUAGACAAGUCUACCAGGAGGGUAGAUUGCAUCGAGGUAUUUUUGAAUGGGGUAUGUUAUACAAAGAAAAUGAAUUGCCUGCCCGAGAAUUGAAGUACAGAAAACACAAGAGCAUGCCAUACAGAUCUCCUACUCAUGCUGGUGGUCUGUUCGCAAUCAAUCGUGAAUACUUUUUGUCACUUGGAGGAUAUGAUGAGGGUCUCUUAGUUUGGGGAGGUGAAAAUUUUGAACUCUCGUUUAAAAUCUGGCAAUGUGGAGGACAGAUAUUGUGGGUACCUUGUUCUCAUGUUGGACAUGUGUACAGAGGCUUCAUGCCUUACAACUUUGGAAAACUUUCUCAAAAAAAAAAAGGACCUCUCAUUACUAUUAAUUAUAAACGCGUCAUUGAAACUUGGUUUGAUGAUAAGUACAAAGAAUUUUUCUAUACACGAGAACCACUUGCAAGACUAUUGGAUCAUGGGGACAUUAGUGAACAACUUGACUUCAAAAGGAGGAAACGUUGCAAGAGUUUUGCAUGGUUUAUGGAAAAUGUAGCUUAUGAUGUUUUAGAUAAAUUCCCAGAGUUACCUCCAAAUAUUCAUUGGGGAGAGUUACGAAAUGUAGCUACAUCCCAAUGUCUUGACACAAUGGGUCACGCACCCCCUAAUCUUAUGGCCACAUCUCAUUGUCAUGGAUAUGGCAACAAUCAGCUAAUUAGGCUCAAUGCUAAAGGACAACUUGGCGUUGGUGAGAGAUGUAUAGAAGUUGAUAGACAAGGCAUUAAACUGACAUUCUGCAGAGUAGGAACAGUAGACGGACCAUGGCAAUAUGAUGAAAAAUCAAAGACUUUACUUCAUAGAGUACUAAAGAAGUGUAUGGCCCUGCAUCCACAAACGCAUAUAUUAUCGCUAAUGCCAUGCGAUUUCAUAAAUGCUUAUCAACAGUGGCAGUUUGUUCAAAUUAGCCCACGCUGGUAAUCUAUCAGAUUCCAUUGACUUGAAGGAUAUACUAAUGAAAAAUGACGUUAAAUGUUUAUAAUGUAACUAAAGAUACUUAAUAACAUCCACACACGACCACUUAAGACAAUUUCGUGUGAAUAAUUUGAUUUGCAAAAAGCUAAUGCUUACAUGAAGUACUCCGGACUAAGUAUAUUAAAAUUAUAUUGUUAAUUUUUA
Molecule: messenger RNA, 2425 nt
Organism: Trichogramma pretiosum
Lineage: Eukaryota; Metazoa; Arthropoda; Insecta; Hymenoptera; Trichogrammatidae
Gene: Pgant7
Product: N-acetylgalactosaminyltransferase 7
Exons: 11
Coding region: 476-2227 (583 amino acids)
Cellular component (GO): Golgi apparatus
Source: RefSeq, a predicted model, not a curated record